This is a messenger RNA of Anopheles nili, 4639 nucleotides long. Its product is annotated as plasminogen activator inhibitor 1 RNA-binding protein-like. Bases 425 to 1963 code for a protein of 512 amino acids. The record is from RefSeq and is a predicted model, not a curated record. Gene Ontology annotation, cellular component: nucleus; cytoplasm. Gene Ontology annotation, molecular function: RNA binding. The transcript has a single exon. Lineage: Eukaryota; Metazoa; Arthropoda; Insecta; Diptera; Culicidae.
AGAGCACACGGUUGGUGCGAGAAAAAUAAAGCAACCAUCGAACCGGAUCGCGUAGGAGCAAUUCUUCACCACACAGUGCACGGCCAAUCGGCACAACGAUCCGACCUUCUGCCGUCCCAUAUAUCGGCAACCCCCUUGGGCGUGUAGAAGCAAACCCAGGCAUUUGAAGGGUGCGAACUGCGAGCGCGUGUGCGAACCUACCCCGUCAUCUAGUAGCAGUAGUCGUAGCAGCAGCAGCAGCAAACGGCGCGAUUUUGAGCGCCUGCUACCACCACAUCGUAGGAGAGUGUGCACAGCGAGUGUGUUCGUGCGGCACGCGCGCACCGUGUGAGCGAGCGUGCGCAAGUGUUGGUGUCGGCAGUCUCUUUUUCCGCUUCCGAGACGGCGUUUUUUCGCUUUCGUCUUCUGAGUUGCAGCACGCGAAAUGGAGAACACGUCCUACGGAAUCAAUGUGGCGAACCGCUACGAUCUGUUCUGCAUCGACGAUGAUGCCGGCGAUCCGAUCGAGGCCAUCCUGAAGAGUAAACAGAAGCAACAGAAAAAGCAGCAGCAAAGUGCAAGUGCUGGGUCGGGGGCCGCCGCACCGGCAGCUGGUGCCCAGGGGCAGCAGACGAAGGCGAACGUGAAGGGGAGCGGUACUGGUGAGAAGGAGAACAAGGCGGCAGGUGGUGGUGGCGGCGGCGGCCGCGGUGCUGAAAACCGUCACCCGGACAAAUCGGGCGCGGACGCGAAGCACGCACAGACGAACGGAACUGGCAAUCAUUUACAUAAUCAGCGAGGCGGCGGCGGCGGUGGUACCGAGCGAAGGGGCAUCAAGGAAACGCAGAAAGAUAACAUCCGCAACCAGGAGAACCAGCGAACCGGUGGCGCUAAUCCGGGGGCGAAGUUCCCGCGAGGAAAUGGACCGAACGCGAAGAACGGCACGAUGGCACCGGGUGCCGGAGGAGGCAAUGACGAUAAGUAUCCGCGCAAGAACCGUGACUUCGACGAUGGACAGCGCAAGCCGUACGUGCCGAACGGUGCCGGACCGGGUGGUGUGAAGCGUUUCGAUGGACGCGGCAAGCGUGAACUGGACCGCCAAUCGGGCUCGAACAAAACCGGCAUCAAGGCGGUGGACAAGCGCGACGGUGCCGGCUCGCACAACUGGGGCAGCUCGAAGCAGGACGCCAAGGAGUACUCGAACAUGCCGGAACAGGACUACCAGCCACAGGACGCCGACACAAGCGCGGAAGCGAAUGCGGAGCGCACGACCGUCGCUAACGGUGAGGAGGGCGCGGAUGGUGCCGCAAACGCUAAAUCGGACGAUGAGGCCAAGGAAAUGACGCUGGACGAGUGGAAAGCACAAAAGGCGGCCGUGCGACUGAAGCCACAGUACAACCUCCGGAAGGCGGGCGAAGGCGAGGACUCGAGUCAGUGGGACAAGAUGGUGGCGUUGGACAAGAAACCGUCGACGAAAGCGGACAAGAUCGUGGAAGCCGAUGACGACGAUGCCAAUGAUACUCACAACAAGCCAGUGUCCUCGGGCGGCGGUGGCGGUGGCGGCAGCAGCAAGAACAAGCAGAUCCUGGAAAUCGAGUACCACUUCAACGAUAGCCGUCGCGGCGGAUUGGGCCGUCCGAGAGGUGGCCGUGGAGGACGCGGUGGUGGUGGUGGUGGCCGUGGGAUGGGCCGCGAUGGUCCGGGCGGAAGACGCGAGUAUGGCGCCGACAACUACCGGGAGGGAGGUGGUGGUGGUGGCGGAUACAACAACCACUACGAAGGGGGCGCUGAUGGUGGUGACCGGGCACCCCACCGGGACAGCAACCGGCGCAACAACCGGCCUCCGGUCGGCGGUGGUCCGGAUCGCACCUACGAUGGUGGCAUGAACAAGUACAGCAGACCGAACCCGCGCUCGGCAACGAAGCAGCGUGUUCCGGCUGCUCCGAAGGUGGACGAUGAGCACGAUUUCCCGUCGCUGGGUUAAGCGACGGUCCGUGUACCGGCAGAAUCGAAUCCGCGUGUCAUCACAGCAAGACAACAGUGUGUUCGCACAGAGACCAGCCACAAGCAAAACAGUGAACAACAACCCCAAACAAAGGCGCGCGCGCGCGCGUUCUCAUACACACAUUCACAACGCAAGCUUAAACACACAACAUAAAGCUGUGUCCAAGGAUAAAAGUGUGCCGAUGAACACUAGAUUUAAUGAUGGGACGUUUAUUGCUAUCAUUUUUUUUUCUUCAAAAGAUUAAGUUAGUACACCCACUUCGCAGAGAGCAGAAGGAUAAGGAGCAUAGCAAGAGGGAGGUUUGAUUGGAUGCUAAACGUGCUUGAAUCGUGUGUAAGGAGAUAUCGGUGCGCAAAUCCUUGAGCUACUAUUACUACGUACACAGCAGCAGAUAAGGAGGAAUGUGGAGAGUUCCUACUUAAACAUUAAUUGAGAUUAAGUUAACUAAACUAACGUCUUAAAUCUGGCACGCGCCAACGGGCGAGUGCAUUGCGCAAGUACGCGACGACCCAAGGAACGAAGGAUGUUAAUGGCAGGCCAUCAAGAAGCAAAACAAAAUAUCAACUAACCUCGAACCAACCAAUCAAUUCAAUGUUUUAAUUAGUGGUUUGGGUCUAACAGGUUUCGGGCCGCUACUUUAGCAACUCCGCGCUCGGCCUUUUGUAGUAAAUUAUGUGCUGGCUUCCAGGAAAACUGCGAUACAGCAGGGGGAUCACACAAUCCCGCGAUCAUGUCGAAUGUGUGUAUGUGUCUGUGCGCGCGCGCCUCGUUUGGGAAGGAUAUCUAAUCAAGGAUAAUAUUCGUGUAUCUGGCUUUAAAGCUGUAACCCCAGUGGCCGUGGAAUGAUCUGCCGUGCUUUAUAGUGGUGUUUGAUUGUUUUGAGUUUUUGGCGGCAUCACCGUCAUCAGCAAUACUGUGGGUUUCUCGCCCGUCAUCGGUAUUACCAGAAUUUUUUUUCAUAAUCGCGCCAUUCACUUGCAUACGCUAUGGUUUUCUUCCCCCCCUUUCGAUACCGAUUAUUGCUUAACGUAAUUGCCCCGCUUUUUCAUCCCCGUUUCAAAAGUGCGGGGCGCGCCAACCUAAGCUCUACCAGACUUCCCUGCAAAAUCAACUAGUACUGUUUCCGAUGUUUACAAACCGUUUUACUACUUGAAAUAGAGAUGGAAAUGAGCAAGAAGCAGAAACUGCAAAAAAUGAAGCGUGUGUAAUUGCUGCUGAUGAUGGCUAGAAGAUUACAAACGCGGAAGUUGGGCACAUUUUCACGAGUUAUAUACAUAGUACAUAUGAUGGGAGAUGCACUUCCUGUUUACACAAACAGCAGCCGCAGCUGCGAUAAGGAAAGCAAAAACAAAACCCCUCCACACCUCGUGGAUCUUCGAUCGCGCGCAGGUGGUUGCAAUGUUCAAGGAGUUGCUGGCAAACAACACGAAAGGCUCCGUUUACGGUGUUUACGAACGAAAGAGAAAGCGCGUGCGCCUAUUUCUAAUUUGACAUUUUUCUUAUGUUAAUUUUAAUUAUUGUCUAAUGCUUGGGGAAACGAUGUAGGCGUUCGUGCGAAAAAAGGAUGCUCGAAUUCCGGGGGCGCAGCAAGGUUGAAGUGAAGAUCACCGGGGAAACCCGCCAGAGUGAACCUUGUUGUUCCGGCCAGGCAAAGAAAAAAUUUGGACCCGUUUCGGGGAUAUAAUAAGCUUUCACUACCGAGGUAUCGUCCGUGUCUCAUGGUGGUAUCGAAAUAAAAGCAUGAGUAGAGCAAUAAAUUCAUCUUCAAAGCGCAACAUCGGAAUUGAAUCCGAGCGCCGCAUUACAAACCUGGACAAACACGGAGGACGCAUAUUUAAAGCACGAGUCGAACUAUGGGGACAGCAAUCCGAAGAAAUGAUGAAUGAAGAAUCAAACUUUGCAAAACUUUUUGUACUGCAUUACGCCCUAAGUAAUAAACAAUCUUGUUUAAGUGUAAUAAAGCCCUUUGGCGGGGAAAGUUUAACGAUUUCGUGAAUUUGCACGAUGGGAGAACCGAAUGAGAAACCUAGGGUGAAUUUCGUUUGCUGCGAUGCGCGUACGUGGUGGUUACAAAAAUAGCAACAAUGCUGCAUAAAAUAGCAACGAUCGAACGAAAAUGGGCGAACGGUGUGAAUUAUGACUACUGGGCCGAAAUCGAUAAAUGCGAUGAUGGCAAUUUCAGUAGAAAUAACAGCAAUAGCAUUUACAGUAAGGAAGUGCGAUUGAACGCUGCUCAUGAAAAGGAUGAGAGUCCUACGCUCCAGAGGGUGAAGAAUGGAAGAGAAAAAAACAAUAAAACACUAUAUUAUAGAUUCUUCUUGGAAGGGUUCUAUUUCAAACCUUACUAUUCAUCUCGUCAACGAAUCGCGUCAUGUAAGAGAUGCGUGAAAUGAACGGAUAAUAUUAGUUGUUAAGAAGCAGCAAAUAUAAUUGCUAACACUAGUUUCUUUCCUUACGUUUGCCAUCAGGCAGCGGAACGUACAUGCGUCGGCCACAGCUGGGUGAGGCAAAAUAAUCAUCUUAUAAAACCCCCACUGAGCGGGUAAAACAAAAUGGUUUGAAAUCUAUUUUAAUCGUUAGGAAUCAAUGAGACAAUUAGUACAUGUAUGCAACAUUAACAUAAAUUGAAGAAUAAAGAGCAAAACCUCGACCUAA